UUCAGCUACUUAAGCCUCUGAAGCUCCACACCUCCAGCAGCAGCAGCAGCAGCAGAUGAUCAGAGCUACCGGCAGCAUGGAGACUCUCCUGAGAGGUAUCCCAUCCUUUGAGAGAAUGGCAGGUGCAUUUUCUUACGAGAGCUCUGAUGUGGACUGGUGUGAGGAUAACUACAAACAUUCAGACAAUGUUGUGGAGUACUUCAACACAAUGAGUAGCUUCGUUUUCUUCGUCUUUGCACCCAUAAUGCUGUACCUGCUACACCCAUACGCCAAGGAACGGAACCUGGCGGUCCACCUGGUCUGGCUCAUGAUGAUCUUUGUAGGCCUCUUCUCCAUGUAUUUCCACAUGACCCUCAGCUUCAUGGGGCAGAUGCUGGAUGAGCUGUCCAUCCUGUGGGUGCUGGCCCUCGGCUACUCGCUCUGGUUUCCUCGCAUGUACUUCCCAUCUUUCGUUAAAGACAGGAGAUCUUUCGCUCGCAUGGUGCUGGUCAUCACCGUCAUAACCACAGUAUCUUCGUUUGUCAAACCCACGGCUAACGCUUACGCCCUCAACUGCUUCGGCCUGCAUGUCCUCUACUCCCUCUAUUUAGAGCUGAAGAGCUGUACAGAUAAGCGAGUGCUACGUCUGGCCUGGGCCUCCACUGGUCUUUGGGUGCUGGCCAUUUCCUGCUGGAUCAGCGAUCGCUUUGGCUGCAGCUUCUGGCAAAAGCUCAACUUCUGCUAUUUGCACGGCAUCUGGCACAUCCUGAUUGUGGUGGCCACGGCUUAUGGCAGCACUCUGAUCGCUUACCUGGACGCCAGCCGAGAGAUUCCCUACUCGCUUCCUGACCUGCAGUACUGGCCUCGGGACAACUGGGCCUUGGGCCUGCCCUACAUAGUCCUCAAGGGUUCUGCCAAGACACAUAAGCGAUGCUAGAGAAUUGGAUGGGACUGGAUUUGGUCGGGAAGAAAUAUCUUCAUCAGGAUCCGUGCACUGUUUUGCACUGAACAGUUAUCCUGCUCUAACCCAUGCACUCAGUAUAGGAGCAAGGAAAAUGCUAAACAUAUGUGGGAUAUGGAGGAUUUCAUAAAAUAGGGUUUCUUUAUGAAAAAAAAUGGACAGUUUAAGCCCAAAAAUGAGGAUUUCCCUAUUGAAAUGAUAAUAUAGUACAUUCUAGUGGACUGGUUUGACAGGCUCAUGUGUAGCUGUACACAUAACUCAUAUAAAGCUAAGAUCUCAUGUCUACUUAUAAUUGUCUCCUAGAGAGAAGCGUAAAGCCCUCAGCGUUGUUCUAAAGAGCAAUGAUCCAACAUCUAAUGUAAAUCCUUCCCAGUAGAGUAGAGGCUGUUCUGAAGCUAAAGGAGGACAAACCUACUAUUAAUAAUCUUCAUUUCAGAAGAGAAGCAUGAGAAAAACAGGUGUCCCAAUACUUUUGGCCAUAGUGUAUCUGGCUAACUAAGAAGAGUGAUAAACAGAGAUGUAAAGAUGGGGUCUUUGCAACCCCAGACAGACAGAUACUUAAUACAGAUACUAAUCUUAAUAUAAUUCUUAAUCCUGAGGAAACUUGACCUUUAUAAUACAUUCAAUUAUUAUAUUCAAUCCAUAAUUCCACUCAGGAUUGUGUGUUUUUUUUUAUGUAUACAAUAUAUCAGCAAUAACAUUAAAUCCACUUACUGGUUAAGUGAAUAACAUUUAAUGAUCUGGCUUCAGUAGCUCCAGUCUAGCCUAAUCUAGUCAGUUUUUGAAGUUGAUGAUGUCAUAGUGACGUCUAGACGACUGGGUCCGAACAUCUCCAGAACUUUAGGCAGGUUUGGUAGGGUGUUCCUGGUAUGCAGCGCUCAGUGCCUACCAAAAGUGCCUCAGUUUGUGUUUUAUACAUAUUUGUAUUUAACAUAUAUUUAUGUAUGUACACAGGAUUGUGAGGAUUGUUUUUGGUCAAUUUACCUCUUAUAAAAAUGUAUUUUACAGAAAUAUUUAAGAAUUGGGAGCCUUAUUGCGCCCCAAUUGCUGAAUCACUCAAAUAGGAAUGUGUGUGUGUGUGUGUGUGUGUGUGUGUGUGUGUGUGUGUGUGUGUGUGUGUGUGUGUGUGUGUGUGUAUGUGUGUGUGUAUGUGUGUGUGUAUGUGUGUGUGUAUGUGUGUGUGUAUGUGUAUGUGUAUGUGUAUGUGUAUGUGUAUGUGUAUGUGUGUAUGUGUAUGUGUAUGUGUAUGUGUAUGUGUAUGUGUAUGUGUAUGUGUAUGUGUGUGUGUGUGUGUGUGUGUGUGUGUGUGUGUGUAUGUGUGUGUGUAUGUGUGUGUGUAUGUGUGUGUGUAUGUGUGUGUGUAUGUGUGUGUGUAUGUGUGUGUGUAUGUGUGUGUGUAUGUGUGUUUGUGUGUGUGUGUGUGUGUGUGUGUGUGUGUGUGUGAAUUAAGCCUAGUCUUGGACUAUACAGUCUUUGAAUGAAAAAUAGACUUAAUUCCUCUCUAGGAAACUGACCCAUUGUUUAUUGGGACUACUGUAAUUUUUACAGUGUAUUUUAUGCAAUGAAAUAAAUAUCUAUAUUUUUAACUAAAUUAUUAUUACAUAUGCAAUAAUUACGUAUUAAAUUGAAAGGUCCAUGAUUUUAACUGUGUACUGGUACUGUAUACUUUACUGUAAGGACAAUCCUUGAUCGUGUUUGAUACUUUUUCCCCUGAUAACAGCACCACCUAGUGUAGUUGUGUGGUGUUGCAUCACUUUUUGUAUACUGUUUAUUAAUAAAGAAAAGCACAGAUUUGUCCACU
Molecule: messenger RNA, 2741 nt
Organism: Astyanax mexicanus (Mexican tetra)
Lineage: Eukaryota; Metazoa; Chordata; Actinopteri; Characiformes; Acestrorhamphidae
Gene: acer1
Product: alkaline ceramidase 1
Exons: 7
Coding region: 56-916 (286 amino acids)
Biological process (GO): ceramide metabolic process
Cellular component (GO): membrane
Molecular function (GO): hydrolase activity, acting on carbon-nitrogen (but not peptide) bonds, in linear amides
Source: RefSeq, a predicted model, not a curated record